GUCUCGGCUUUCAGUAGCGCUUCUCCAGUCGCUCGGUUCAGUUCGCGACCCUCAAAUUCAAUACUAUACCAUAAUAUACCAUACUAUACUAUACCUGGAACGGAACUGCGCACAAAGAUAUAGUACACAACGGAUCGGGUUUCGUGCGCCUUAGAAAAUCCGAAAUCCGCGAGAGAGCUCCGCUUUAUUUUGCUUUGAGCUCAGAUAGUCCAAUUGACCUGAUUUCAGGUUGGGGGUUUUUAAUUUGAUUUUGCGCAUUCUGGCGACGCGGAAACAUUAUGCAAGACACCGCGCGUGAGUGACCGAGUGCAAGUGUUCAGAGCCAGUCCUCAAAAAUAAUAAUAAGCAAGAAAAUAUAUCACAUAUAUAAUAUAUCCAUCGAAAUGCCAGCGAAACGCAGCAGAACAUUCCUGCUGGCUCUUCUCUUCCUAAUAAUCAGCAUAUCCUGUGCCAGCGGUGCCCGCGAUCACAGGCGACAGACCAACCUGGAGGCCAAAGUGGGCUCCCACGUGGUCUUCAACUGCUACAUCGACUUUCCCUUCGACGCCCCCAUCCCGUACUUGGUGCACUGGAGCAAGGAUAGCAAGAAAAUCUUCACCUGGUAUGAGCAAGAGACCUCCACCAAUGAGCUCUUCAAUGGACGACUGCACCUGGUGGAGAACCAUCCGGAGUUUGGAAGGGCCUCCGUCAACCUGACUGCCAUCCGGGAAUCGGACCAGGGCUGGUACCACUGCCAAGUAAGCUUCCCCAAUCGCUCGCCCUCGGUUCGGAACAACGGGACCGCCUACCAUCUGGCCGUUCAGGGUGGCUCCCUCAUCCGCAUUCCGCCCGUGAAUCAGACCAUCCAGGAGGGACAGACCGCGUUCUUCCACUGCGUCAUGAAGUAUCCGGAUAACUCGCAGGCCUCCUGGUACAAGGACGGAGUGCUGCUGCAGGAGGUCCAGGAUCUGGUGAGGAGAUCCUACAUGGGUCCCGACGGCAGUCUGAGCAUCGAUCCCACCAUGAUGAGCGAUCUGGGCGAGUACGAGUGCAAGGUGCGCAACAGCGAGGGCGAACUGCAGACGGCCAAGGCCUUUCUCAACAUACAAUAUAAGGCCAAGGUGAUUUACGCCCCGCCGGAGGUUUACCUGCCGUACGGCCAGCCCGCCGUGCUCGACUGCCACUUCCGGGCAAAUCCGCCGCUGAAGAACCUGCGCUGGGAGAAGGACGGCCUGCUCUUCGACUCGUACAAUGUGCCCGGGGUAUUCUACAAGAUGAACGGCAGCCUGUUCUUCGCCAAGGUGGACGAGAACCACGCCGGCAGCUACACAUGCACGCCCUACAACGACCUCGGCACGGACGGACCAUCGCCGGUCAUCAGCGUGAUUGUGCUCCGUCCGCCCAUCUUCAGCGUCACGCCCAAGGCCAUCUACAUCCAGAAGCUGGGCGAGGCGGCCGAGCUGCCCUGCGAAGCCAUCGACCGGGACGGAAACAAUCGGCCUUCCAUUGUCUGGAGCAGGAAGGACGGGACGCCACUGCCGGCGGACAGGUUCAGUCUCAGCGGCGGCAACCUGACCCUCACGGGCCUCGUGGAAGGGGACCGCGGAAUAUACGAGUGCUCGGCCACCAACGAGGCGGCCACCAUUACGGCGGAGGCCGAGCUGAUGAUUGAGAACAUCGCACCGCGGGCGCCGUACAAUCUCACGGCCAACAGCACGGAGACCUGCAUCACCAUACGCUGGCAGCCAGGCUACCUUCGCCCCCACUUGGAGUACACCGUCUGGUUUCGACUCAUGGAGGCCCCCGAGUGGCGGACCCUCAAGGUGCAGGACAAGAAGAUGAUGGAGGCCACGGUGCAGCACCUGCAGCCGGGCAAGGAGUACGAAUUCAUGGUGCUCAGCCAGGACAAGUACGGCGAUGGGAUGUUCAGCAAGCAGUUCCGCUUCAAAACGCAGCCCUCGCCCAUUCCAACGGCGGAUGUGGAUGCCCAGCAGUUGCAGCAUGACCUGGGUCUGGUCACUGCCCCCGCGGGGGGACUGGGGGCGCCCUGGAACCUCACUGCCAUUAGCAACCAGCAGGGCUGGCUCCUCCACUGGGAGCAUCCUGUGCAGGGAUUGGAGGGUCUGCGCCUGUACGCCGUUCGCUGGUGGAAGGAGCCGGAGCACUUCCUCAUCGGCCAUGCGGAGACCUUCGACAACUACUACCAGCUGAGGCAUCUGAAAGAGGACACCUUAUUUAAGGUGCAAGUCCUGGCAGUGGGCACGAAUACCCAGCAAUCGGUGCCCAGUCACGAACUCCUCAUCGAUGUGCCCUCCCAGCGAAAAGUUCGUGCUUUGAUCAUCGGAAGUUCCGUGGGUGUCAUCUUCCUGCUCUGCGCCCUGUGCGCUUUUUUAUACGUGAAGCGGAGCUGCCUGCGGCAUCUGUUCGCCAAGGAUAGCUCCGCUGGCGAGGACGAGGACACCGCGGAGAGCGGUGACUGCGACAGCGACGAGCAGGAUCAACGGGAUCGGGACAGCAUCAAGAUACGUCAGUCCACCUGAGGAUUGCUCCAGAUCCGCUGGCGAUUUGACAGCAACCCAGUUGGCCAGUGAAAAUGGAGGAGAGGGAGGGAACUUCGAAAGUGAAGAUAGAGAGGAAGAAAGAAAGCACCAGUCCGUGGGAAACUGACUUUUAAUAUACGUCUAGCUGCUAUCUGUACCAUAAACUCUACUAAUUGUAACGCUAAACUAACCGAAUUCGAGAAAUCAAUAAAAUCAAAAAGAAAUAAUUA
Messenger RNA from Drosophila takahashii, 2749 nucleotides. RefSeq names its product borderless (gene bdl). The record is from RefSeq and is a predicted model, not a curated record. Gene Ontology annotation, biological process: cell-cell adhesion. Gene Ontology annotation, molecular function: protein binding. NCBI's taxonomy places the organism in Eukaryota, Metazoa, Arthropoda, Insecta, Diptera, Drosophilidae.